GUCAAGACAAAUGUCGUAAAAUGCCUAUCAAUUUAAUUUAGCUAUUAUUAGUCCCAUUUCUAUAAUUAUUGCUUUCCUAGAUUUGUAAUCAUUUGAACUGAUUUUCAAAUAUUUAAAAUUAGUAGAGAAUACUUUUUUUAAAUGGCGCCGCACACGACACAUCCAAAAACCAAAACUAACCUAAAAUUUAUAUCGAAAAUUCGAAAAAAAAUCGAACAAUGUAUCGAUUUCGGUAUAAAUUUAUUAAUAAAUCCCGAACAAUUAUACAUUGUUACAAUAUUUAUUCUAAUAGCUGAACUUUUUAUUAAUAUUUUUGUUAUUGAAAGCGUUAAAUAUACCGAAAUUGACUGGAAGGCUUACAUGCAAGAAUGUGAAGGAUUUCUAAAUGGAACGUUGGAUUAUUCCCAACUGAAAGGGGAUACCGGUCCAUUAGUGUAUCCAGCUGGUUUUGUUUACUUAUAUUCUUUGCUGUAUUUUGUUACAUCGAAAGGAGAAAAUAUUUAUUUGGCUCAAUAUAUAUUCUUAGUAAUAUAUUUACUUCAAAUUUUUCUAGUUUUGAAUGUUUAUCGAAGAACUAGAAAGGUGCCACCAUAUGCGUUAAUAAUAACAAUACUAACAUCAUACCGGGUACAUUCAAUUUAUGUUUUACGAUUAUUUAAUGAUACUGUAGCAGUUUUACUAUUCUAUAUAAGUUUAAACUUGUUUAUUUAUACAAAAUGGAGUCUAGCUAGUUUUUUCUAUAGUUUAGCCGUUUCUGUGAAAAUGAAUAUCUUAUUAUAUGCGCCUGCGCUCUUCUUUACUUACCUUGCGAAUUUGGGUAUCAAAGGAACCAUCAAACAAUUAUUUAUAUGUGGAAUUGUCCAACUAAUAUUAGGUGCACCAUUUUUAUAUGGAAAUUGGUGGAACUAUAUAAAAGGGUCUUUUGAUUUACAACGCAUUUUUGAACAUAAAUGGACCGUUAAUUAUCGAUUUUUACCGAUUGAACUAUUUGAAAAUCGAUACUUUCAUUUGGGUUUAUUAGCAUUACAUAUAUUACUUUUGGGUAUCUUCUUAAUAUUUAAGUUAAGAAGUUACUUCGAAAGUUAUCCAAAAUUAAAAGAAGUACAGUCACAAAUUCAACCUCAAAUUGUUAAAGAGAACAGUCGUAUUAAAAAACAACAGAAAAAAGAGAAAUUAACAAAUGAACAAAAGAAAUUCUUGAAUAGCUUUGAAACAAUGUUAAAAUCUCAAUCGCUUAAUGCAAAAACGGAAGAAGUAAAAUCAACUAAACCAAAUUUAUAUUCAAUAAAUUUCGAUUCAACGAAUCAGUUAUUAGUUUUACCAUUUUUUGUUGCAAAUUUUAUAGGUAUUGUUUGUGCCCGAUCAUUACAUUAUCAAUUUUAUGUAUGGUAUUUUCAUAGUUUACCAUACUUGUUGUUUUUUACAAAUUUUCAGAAGCCUACAAUUUUUCUGAUACUAGCAUUAAUUGAAUUUUGUUGGAAUACAUAUCCGAGUACGAAUUAUUCGUCAGCGCUUUUACAUUGUUGUCAUUUUGUUAUUUUGUACGGAAUUUAUCGACAGUUGAAAUAAAAUUAUUCGUAACUAAUAAGAAACCUAAUUGUAAACUUAUAUAAAAUCGUUUAUCUUUAAUUGGAUUAAAAUUGUUUAAUUAAUAAUCAAUUCCAAUAUUAUAUUUGGCAUUAUUCAGUUUUCUAUAAUCUUCGUAGAACAAUCGUAACAUUGAAAAGAUUUUGAUAAACUAGUUUUAAGAUAUUUCUCCACAUAUGAGAGAGAGCUUGGAUUACUAAAGUACCAAUUUGAAACUGCACACCCGCUUUUAUUUAAAAUCUCAUGAGCACAAUAUGAAAAUAACCUUUAAACCCAGCAGAAAUCUUAUAAGAAAUGGCUAUAAAAAAUUCUUUAAUUCUUAAGUUUUUGACAUGUUUCGCGUCAAAACCCUUGCUUCGUAAGAACCAGAUUCAAGCAUUUUCAAGUUUCAUUGCUUAAUUUCUGCAUAUAAAGUGAAAAGACUGA
Chrysoperla carnea is the source of this 2013-nucleotide messenger RNA. RefSeq names its product lethal(2)neighbour of tid protein (gene Alg3). Lineage: Eukaryota; Metazoa; Arthropoda; Insecta; Neuroptera; Chrysopidae. The record is from RefSeq and is a predicted model, not a curated record. Gene Ontology annotation, molecular function: dol-P-Man:Man(5)GlcNAc(2)-PP-Dol alpha-1,3-mannosyltransferase activity. The transcript has 2 exons. Bases 142 to 1569 code for a protein of 475 amino acids. Gene Ontology annotation, cellular component: endoplasmic reticulum.